AACUCAAAAUUCAAAUUCAAAUCUCACCUGACACCUGACUGUAGUAACGGUCUGCCUUUACGAAUCCGCGUCUCGAACCCCAACCCAGACCCCUCUUCUCUCUCUGUGUGUAAAUCAAUCUCUCACCGAACCCUCUACACUAUCGACCUUCUCCCCCAACCAUGGCAAUCGAAAAGAAACGCCCCUUACAGACCAGCAAUGCCGCCAACAUUGACCCCGCCCCCACCGCCGGACCAACCACUGCCAAAACCAUCGAAGAAAUGUACCAGAAGAAGUCCCAGCUCGAGCACAUCCUCCUCCGACCUGACACCUACAUUGGCUCCAUCGAGAAGCACACCCAAACCCUCUGGAUCUACGAGUCCGAUCGCAUGGUCCACCGCCCCGUCACCUUCGUCCCCGGCCUCUACAAGAUCUUCGACGAGAUCCUCGUCAAUGCCGCAGAUAACAAGCAACGAGACCCAAAGAUGGACUCGCUCAAGGUUGUCAUUGACGUGGAGGGCAACUGCAUCAGCGUCUGCAACAAUGGUGAUGGUGUACCCGUGGAGGUUCACCAGGAGGAGAAAGUAUACGUUCCGGAACUGAUCUUCGGGCACUUGCUGACCAGCAGUAACUACGACGAUACGGUGAAGAAGACCACCGGUGGGCGAAACGGAUACGGUGCCAAGCUCACCAACAUCUUCUCCACUGAGUUCGUCAUCGAGACUGCAGAUGGGAGACGCCAGAAGAAGUACAAGCAGGUAUUCUGUAACAACAUGGGAAAGAAAUCAGAGCCAGCCAUAUCAAAGUGUAAAGAGAGUGAGAACUGGACGAAGGUGACAUUUAAGCCCGACUUAGCAAAAUUUAACAUGACCCAUCUUGAGGACGAUGUGGUUGCGCUAAUGAAAAAGCGGGUUAUUGACAUGGCUGGCUGCCUUGGAAAGUCUGUAAAGGUUGAAUUAAAUGGAAGUAGGGUCCCUGUAAGAGCGUUUACUGACUAUGUGAAUCUAUAUUUGGAUUCUGCAGCUAAAUCCGAAGCUGAGAAACCUCCAAGCUAUCAUGUGAAAGUUAACGAUAGGUGGGAGGUAUGCGUGAGUCUUAGUGACGGGCAGUUUCAACAGGUCAGCUUUGUGAACUCGAUUGCCACGACCAAGGGCGGUACUCAUGUGGAUUAUGUCACUAACCAAAUUACAACCCAUGUGAUGAAUUUCGUAAAUAAAAAGAACAAGAGUGCCAAUGUCAAAGCGCAUAAUGUGAAAAACUACUUGUGGGUUUUUGUCAAUGCUCUCAUUGACAACCCUGCUUUUGAUUCCCAAACCAAGGAAACUCUGACGCUUCGUCAAAGCAGUUUCGGGUCCAAGUGUGAGCUAUCACAGGAUUUUCUUACUAAAGUCACAAAAUCCGGAAUUGUGGAGAGUCUCCUGUCAUGGGCAAAUUUCAAGCAGAGCAAAGACCUUAAGAAAAGUGAUGGAACAAAAACAGAGAAGAUUCAUGGAAUUGAAAAGCUGGAUGACGCUAACAAAGCUGGGGGUAAGGAAUCUGACAAAUGUACCUUGAUUUUGACCGAAGGAGAUUCGGCUAAGGCUCUUGCAUUGGCCGGGCUCGCUGCUGUGGGUCGAGAUUACUAUGGCGUGUUCCCGUUGAGGGGUAAAUUGCUCAAUGUGAGGGAAGCCACCAAUAAACAACUCACUGAGAAUAAAGAAAUCGGGCACAUCAAACAGAUUCUUGGACUUCAGCAGAAUAAAGAAUAUACCAGUAUCAAGUCCCUGAGAUAUGGUCACCUGAUGAUAAUGACUGAUCAGGAUCACGAUGGUUCACACAUUAAAGGGCUGUUGAUCAACUUCAUUCAUUCUUACUGGCCAUCACUGUUAAGAGUUCCAUCUUUCUUGAUUGAGUUUAUAACUCCUAUUGUGAAGGCAACUCAUAAAAAUGGGACACAAUUAUCAUUUUACACUAUGCCUGAGUACGAGUCGUGGAAGGAAAGUUUGAGUGGCAAUGCAAAGGGCUGGUCUAUUAAGUAUUAUAAGGGGCUGGGAACAAGCACAUCAAAGGAAGGGAGGGAGUACUUUGCCAAUCUUGAUAAACAUAGGAAAGAUUUUAUAUGGGUAGAUCAGCAAGAUGGGGAUGCCAUCGAGCUAGCAUUCAGUAAGAAGAAGAUAGAAGAGAGGAAGAAUUGGCUCAGGCGAUUUGAGCCUGGUACUCACCUUGACCAAACGGCCAAACUGAUAAAGUACAGUGACUUUGUCAACAAGGAGCUUAUAUUGUUUUCGAUGGCAGAUCUUCAAAGGUCUAUUCCUUCGAUGGUUGACGGCCUGAAACCGGGCCAAAGGAAGAUUCUUUUCUGCUCUUUUAAGAGGAACUUUGUCAAGGAAGCAAAAGUCGCCCAGUUUUCUGGUUAUGUGUCUGAACAUUCAGCUUAUCAUCAUGGCGAGCAGAGCCUUGCGAGUACCAUCAUUGGAAUGGCACAAGACUAUGUGGGCAGCAACAACAUUAAUCUUCUUCAACCGAAUGGCCAGUUUGGCACCCGUAAUUAUGGAGGGAAAGAUCAUGCAAGUGCUAGGUACAUAUAUACCAGACUUUCUCCCAUCACAAGGUUUCUAUUCCAUAAGGAUGAUGAUGACCUUCUUGACUACUUGAAUGAAGAUGGGCAAUUGAUUGAACCGACUUGGUAUAUGCCAAUUAUACCCACAGUUCUUGUAAACGGUAGUGAAGGAAUUGGAACUGGUUGGAGCUCUUACAUUCCUAAUUACAAUCCAAGAGACAUAAUUGCAAAUCUAAGGCGCUUGUUGAGUGGUGACGCCUUGGUGCCUAUGGAUCCAUGGUAUAGAUGGUUUAAAGGAAGUAUUGAAAAGACUGCCAAGGAAGGUGGGAAUGGUUACAUUGUUAGUGGAAUUAUAGAGGAAGUGAAUGAGACAACUCUCAAGAUAUUGGAGCUGCCAGUUCGUCGUUGGACCCAGGAUUACAAAGAAUUUCUGGAGUCUAUUUCUUCAAGUAAUAGAGAAUGCAAGGAUCCUUUAAUCGAGGAUUUUGACAUGAAUUGCGAUGACGUAAUAGUAGAAUUUGACAUCUUCUUGAGUGAAGAGAACUUUGCUAGGGCCAGGCAAGAAGGUUUGCUGAAGAAAUUCAAACUAACUACCACCAUUAGCACAAGUAACAUGCAUCUGUUUGACCCCAAAGGCGUGAUAAAGAAGUACGACACCCCAGAACAAAUUCUUGAAGAAUUUUUUCACCUACGACUCGCGUUUUAUGAGAAAAGAAAGAACUUUCUGUUGGAGAAACGGGAAAUGGAGUUGUUGAAGUUGGAAAACAAGGUUAGGUUUAUACUUGCAGUUGUGAAUGGAGAGAUCAUUGUGAGCAACAGAAAGAGAGCUGAUCUGUUUGUUGAGCUGCAAAGAAAAGGUUUCACUCCAUUUCCCAAGAAAACUAAAGCUGUAGAGCCAGAGGUUGCUGGAGCAAUUGAUGAAACAGAAGAAACAGAAGACAACUCUCCUGCUGUUAGCAAGAAUGGAGUAGUGAUCAGUGAUUACGAGUAUCUACUAGCCAUGGCAAUUGGAACCUUGACCAUUGAGAAGGUUCAGGAGCUAUGUGCUGACAAGGAUAGGCUCAAUAAGGAGGUCGAAGAUUUGAGAAAAGAAACCCCAAGGUCCUUUUGGAUGAAAGAUCUGUAUGCUCUAGAGAAGCAACUCGAUGAGAUUGAAAAAAGUGAUGCUCAGGCAGAGGAGCUGAGAAAGAAAAUGAGAAGCAAGGCAAAGGGUCAAGCGCCUGGUAAGGCUGGUAGACAAGCGCCCAAGAUCCAACGCAAGGAGAAAAAGAAAAAGGCAAAUAACGCAGACUCAGUUACUGAAAACAUCUCAACAUCGGCUACAUCUGCAAUUGAAAUUGAAAAAGCUCCUGAGGUGGUGAAACCCAAGGGGAGAGCGGGCUCUAGGAAGGCUCCUACCAAGCAGGAAAGGUCCACUGUAGUCUUGACUGAUGAGGAUGAGGAUGAGGAUGACGAGGAAGUGCUGGAGCUCAAAGAACGACUUGCUGCCUAUAACCUUGAAUCAUCUCCUGAUCAUUCAGCAGCCAUGGAGACGGAAGUGCCAAAAGUCCCAGCCAGGAAGAAAGAACCUAGCAAGAGGACUGCUGCGCUGAAGAAGCCUUUGGCAACUGUUUCAGAGAUAUCUUCAGAUGAUGAAGAGAAUGAGGUGGAUGACGAAGACGUUGAUCUAGAAGUUGUAGCUGCCCCAGAAAGGGGAAAGAAGGGAGGUAGAAAACCAGCUGCAAAUGCCAAGGCUGCUAAGCCCCCUGCAGCAGCAAAGAACAGAGGUGCAGGCAACAAACAGAAACCUCAAACGCUGAGCCAGAAGCUUAUAUCUGACAUGUUAAAGCCUGCUGAAAAUUCAUCUGGGAUUUCACCGGAAAAGAAAGUGAGAAAGAUGAGGGCAUCUCCAUUCAACAAGAAAAGUGCUUCCGUGUUGGGCAGAGUUGGUGAGGCAAAUGAGUCCACUGAACCCGAAGAAAAAUUUGGUUCUGCUUCUACUUCUGGCAGUACCGAAGAAAUGGUUGAAAUUGUGCCAGCAAGAUCAAGACCUCUGAGGGUGAACCGCGCGCAGAAAAGGUAUGUGGUGAGUGACUCUGAAAGUGAGAAUGCCACUGAGGAUUCUGACUUUGUUGAAGAUCAAGAGGAAGAUUAGAUUAGGCGUUUGACUGUAAAAACUCGAGAUUGGGAAUUAAAUCUCAUUCCCCCCCCCUCUUAUAUCUCACUUCAGUCUUCAUGCAUUGAUUGGAAGGACACAUUUUUUUCUCCCUUUCAGUUGAAUUACUCAAUUCUUAACAGCCUAA
Molecule: messenger RNA, 4800 nt
Organism: Carya illinoinensis
Lineage: Eukaryota; Viridiplantae; Streptophyta; Magnoliopsida; Fagales; Juglandaceae
Product: DNA topoisomerase 2-like
Exons: 19
Coding region: 162-4652 (1496 amino acids)
Biological process (GO): DNA topological change; sister chromatid segregation; resolution of meiotic recombination intermediates
Cellular component (GO): nucleus
Molecular function (GO): DNA topoisomerase type II (double strand cut, ATP-hydrolyzing) activity; DNA binding; ATP binding
Source: RefSeq, a predicted model, not a curated record